UCCCUACAGAAUUUCGCGUACAUGUUGCUUCGCACCGGAGUUCACGUUAAGGUACAUUUUGAAUGGUAGGAAGAGCGAAGCAACGCACCUUUUGUAAAAAUAAUUUGUCGUCCGAAAAUUGUGAUGUGUGUUAUUUAGAUAGUUUACUUUUUAUUAAGGUGUAUUGCUGGAACGAAGAGCACGGCUGCGAGUACACGGGCACCAUGGACCGCAUGCUGAAACACUACGAGAACGAAUGCACAUUUCACACCGUGGAAUGUUUGCGAUGCGGCGAGGGAGUCCAACACAGAGACCUGCCAACGCACUACGUGGCCGGAUGCGGGGCCGGUGUUUCUUCCGCGAUCACACAGUGCCGGUCCUCGGAACCUACAGCACUGACUCUAGAAAACGUGAACGCUGCCCUGGAAGACCUGAAAGCGAUGUUGGGGGAUGCCAACCAUGACCGGCUGCUGCCAGAGAUCCAGAGUCAGUUGAAUGAGCUUAAAGCACAAGUCAGAAGCCAGGAAACCUUGUUCGCUGCUAUCACUCGCGAGAUCGGAGCAUCCGAGCGCAAUUUAAAGGGUGACAUGGCUCAACUGGCAGCCACGAUCUCAUCUACCGCGUCGCACCUGCUGACUUUCUCGAGAAAUGUGGCGGAGGAAGUCAGCAUGUCUUCGUCGCUGUCGUUGCGCUCGGAAAAGGCGCUGAUACUUAGAAAGUUAGAACUCUUAGCCGACCUGAAACAUUCGCGGCGAAAUUCCCCGGAGCCCGAUUCGAGCCGUGUAAUUGCUCAUUGUAGGAUUUUCCGCGGUGGCGCUCGGCAUUUAUAUAGUGCGCUGUCAACUACACCCGCGUGGAUUAAAAAAAUUGGGAACGUGACGUAUGAUGUGACCCUGGAAAACUGUGAGGAAAUCAUUCACUAUCAGGGAUUGAGGAAGAAGUUUGUUGAGGUUAUGGUGUGGCACAUGAGGGACACGUACUUUACGGUUGCUGUCUUCAAGGAUUGGGCUAUUCCUGCACCUGUUCUCACCGUGAAGAUCGAGUUUAACGGGAUGCUGGAGCACUCUAGAUGUUGGCCGCCUUUUUGGCAAGUGCGCGUGUGUGGUAAUGGAACAAAGAAGCAUCGUUCGUUCACUUCCCGUGCCAUGCCUUGUUUCUGUGACCACUAUGAUGACUCGUUGCAACACUUUCACCUCGAAUUUCAAAUAAAUAUUGCCUCGCUGAAAAAAGACGAUUUCGUCCGAGACGGAAAGAUAACGUUAGAAAUCUUGCUCAACGAUAGAGAAAUGGACGGCGGGGUCAAAGGGGCACCCUAACGUUCGUCCUUGCAGAACGUAUACUGCCGUGCAAGGAUCGUCCUUGCGAGUUCCCUUGUGUGUGACAUGAGCUUAUUGAACUUUUGAUGUCUUUUCUCCGAAAUGAAAUUUGCUCUGCGCAAUUUCUUUUUUUUUUUUUGCUUUGCUUUGUAACUGUCAACCUAUUCUUUUAUUACAUUACUGGCUGCGCAUUUUGUUGUUUAUUUGUUGUGCUAAUACAGUAUGUGUUCCUUA
Messenger RNA from Dermacentor andersoni, 1529 nucleotides. RefSeq lists its product as uncharacterized. Gene Ontology annotation, molecular function: metal ion binding; tumor necrosis factor receptor binding. NCBI's taxonomy places the organism in Eukaryota, Metazoa, Arthropoda, Arachnida, Ixodida, Ixodidae. The record is from RefSeq and is a predicted model, not a curated record. Gene Ontology annotation, biological process: regulation of canonical NF-kappaB signal transduction. Gene Ontology annotation, cellular component: cytoplasmic side of plasma membrane; plasma membrane signaling receptor complex.